Anoplopoma fimbria (sablefish) is the source of this 1842-nucleotide messenger RNA. RefSeq names its product matrix metallopeptidase 17b (gene mmp17b). Gene Ontology annotation, biological process: proteolysis; collagen catabolic process; extracellular matrix organization. The record is from RefSeq and is a predicted model, not a curated record. Lineage: Eukaryota; Metazoa; Chordata; Actinopteri; Perciformes; Anoplopomatidae. Gene Ontology annotation, molecular function: metalloendopeptidase activity; zinc ion binding. Gene Ontology annotation, cellular component: extracellular matrix.
AUGAAGAUGUGGAUACUUUUCCUGUGCCUGAGCAAUGGAUGGAUGAAAACAGCUUCCUCUGCUGAAACAACCUCCACACCCGCCCUUUCACCAGUGACACCCACUGAAGAUGAGGGCACCCAACUUCUGGAUUGGUUGAUGAAGUAUGGCUACCUCCCACCAUCAGACCCCUCCACUGGCCAGCUGCAGGCCUGGACAGCUGUCACUAACGCCGUCAGGGCCAUGCAGAAGUUUGCAGGCCUCAAAGACACUGGGGUUGUAGACGAGGAGACAAUGGCUUUGAUGAAGAGUCCACGCUGCUCACUACCUGACCAGGACAACCCAUCCAAAUCACCGGCCAAACAAGAAGGGAGCAACAUGAGAAGAAGAAGAAGAAGAAGAGCCAUCUCCAUGUGGAAACGCAAGAAUAACUGGAGGUUGCGUUCAUACCCCUCCUCUUCCCAUCUAUCCCGGGAAACAAUCCGCUCAUUGGUCUUUUAUGCUUUAAGAGUGUGGGCGGAGCCAACCCCCUUGGAGUUCCACGAGGUGGGAAGCCCAGAGGCAGCUGACCUACAGGUAGACUUCCUACAUGGUUACCACGGUGAUGGCUAUCCCUUUGAUGGGGCAGGCGGAGCAAUUGGCCAUGCUUUCUUCCCAUCAGACACUGCCCGGGCAGGAGGAGUUCAUCUGGAUGCAGAGGAGGAGUGGACCUUCAGACAGCCAGCAUCUGAGGGCACUGACCUAUUCACAGUGCUGGUCCAUGAGUUUGGCCAUACAAUGGGCCUUGCCCACUCCUCAUCUCGCCACUCAGUGAUGAGGCCGUACUAUCAGGGUCCUGCAGGAGACCCUCUCCACUACCACCUGGGACCUCAUGAUCUGGAACACAUCACCCAGCUCUACGGUCAAAGGAACCAGCUGCUGGCCACUGAUGCUCCUCGCCUUGCCCUAGAGCCCCAGCUGCACCAUCAUCAUAGAUAUGGCCCCUUCAUUGAUCGCUGUAACACCAGUUUUGACGCCGUGGCUAGGAUCCGAGGAGAGACUUUCUUCUUCAAAGGUCUGACGAUGUGGCGAGUCAAUGGAGGGGGCUUGGUAUCGGGUCACGGGGCUUCAGUCAGAGGGCUGUGGAGGGGUCUACCUUCUGACCUGCCUCGGCUUCACGCUGUGCUGGAGAGACAGUCAGAUCAUGCCAUCAUCUUUAUCAGUGGUUCCCAGUUCUGGCUGUUCAGGGAUCUGUCCCUGCAGGAAGGUUACCCUCAGCCCCUGUCUUCCCUCAGGAUGGCGUUGAGUUCAGCUGCAGCAGAUGAGAAUGAGGAUACAACAGCAGGGAGGUGGGGUCUGAUCUGGGACCCAGAGCAGGGACCUCUGUGGGGGGACAUGGGAGACGCAAAGGAAGAGAAGCAAGAAGACAGUUGGACUCAGCUGCUCAGAGAGGGUGUCAGUGGCAUAACCACAGACAACAAUGGCUCAGUCUAUCUCUUCAAAGGAGGCUCUUACUGGAAGUUUGCGUUUCCGGGCUCCUCACUGCAAGACGGAUACCCACGAUCCUCUACUGCAGACUGGCUGGACUGCCCUGACCCCUCCUCUUCCACACCAGUGGUGGAGGACCUCUCCUUGUCUCUGUAUCUGCCUGCAGGAAGACAGGAGCUCAGGGAGAGAUGGAGGGAGGAGAGAGAGAAGGAGGAAGAAGGAGGAAGGAGCGGGGAGCAUGGAAAGGACAGACAUGGAUAUGAACAUAAAAACAUAGGGGACAGAGGUACACACAUCUGGACAAAAUGCACUUGCCAAAAUGGAGCUCUCACUGGCAGGACAACAUCUGUUAUUGCUGCCUUGCUGCUGAGUACAUGGACACUGUUGGCAAUUUAA